GCUCGCCUGUCUGGCCGUCUUGACUCUUUUGUCCUCGCUUGUCUGCCCCAUCUAGUCUUCAAUCAACACAAUAUACUCCAACCAUGAAGGUCACCAUCAAAGAGUGGAAUGCCGUCGCAACCUGGCGCUGGGACAUGCCCGACGACGAGGUCUGUGGUAUUUGUCGCGUCCAGUUCGACGGGACCUGUCCGACCUGCAAGUUUCCCGGCGAUGAUUGUUCAUUACUGCUUGGAAAAUGCGGCCACUCGUUCCAUAUGCACUGCUUGAUGACUUGGAUCCAGCAAGAAUCUUCCAAGGGGCUUUGUCCCAUGUGCAGACAGAAAUUCGAAUGGAAGCAAAACGACGAGGAACAAUAAUCGGUCUCGAGGACCAACUGCCGGCCUUUGCGAGGCAUUCGAAGGACCAGAAACUAUGAUACCCACUCCAGCAUAUCUGCAUAGGCUCCCAUCAUUACCUUACUUACAUUCAUGUACAUACAAAUCCCUUCCUAGCAUCACUCUU
This is a messenger RNA of Aspergillus homomorphus CBS 101889, 501 nucleotides long. RefSeq names its product anaphase promoting complex subunit 11. The transcript has 4 exons. Gene Ontology annotation, molecular function: cullin family protein binding; ubiquitin protein ligase activity; zinc ion binding. Bases 84 to 356 code for a protein of 90 amino acids. Gene Ontology annotation, cellular component: nucleus; anaphase-promoting complex. Gene Ontology annotation, biological process: protein ubiquitination; anaphase-promoting complex-dependent catabolic process; positive regulation of mitotic metaphase/anaphase transition. Lineage: Eukaryota; Fungi; Ascomycota; Eurotiomycetes; Eurotiales; Aspergillaceae. The record is from RefSeq and is a predicted model, not a curated record.